Molecule: messenger RNA, 4801 nt
Organism: Equus quagga
Lineage: Eukaryota; Metazoa; Chordata; Mammalia; Perissodactyla; Equidae
Gene: SEC31B
Product: SEC31 homolog B, COPII coat complex component
Exons: 26
Coding region: 242-3850 (1202 amino acids)
Biological process (GO): COPII-coated vesicle cargo loading; intracellular protein transport; endoplasmic reticulum organization
Cellular component (GO): endoplasmic reticulum exit site; COPII vesicle coat
Molecular function (GO): protein binding; structural molecule activity
Source: RefSeq, a predicted model, not a curated record
GGGGAGGCCCGAUUAAAAGCUCUGUAUAAUCUUAUUAUAUCUUCUCCGUGGGUCAGCCGGGUCCUCCGCCUGGCGCUUCGCGGCGCGCUGGGCGAGGGGUGCCCUGCGGGCCAGGACCGCUUUUGGCCCUCCGCAGCCGCCGUCCACAGCGCCCAGCUGAACCCAAAAGCCCUUCGGGCAGGACUCGCUCCCGUUCCGCCGCACUUGACCCCUGACCUGGGCUCUCCGCACAGGACAGACCAUGAAGCUGAAGGAACUUGAGCGGUCAGCUGUCCAAGUGUGGAGCCCAGCCAGCCAGUACCCUGUGUAUCUGGCCACAGGAACAUCUGCCCAGCAGCUUGAUGCCUCCUUUAGCACAAAUGGCACAUUGGAAAUCUUUGAGGUUGAUUUCAGGGACCCCUCUUUGGACUUGAAACGCAAGGGAGUCCUUUCUGCCUCAAGCAGGUUUCACAAGCUGAUCUGGGGGAUCUUUGGCACUGGGCUUCUGGAAGGCUCCGGGGUUAUUGCAGGCGGCGGGGACAAUGGCAUGCUUACUCUGUACAAUGUGACCCACAUCCUGUCAUCGGGGAAGGAGCCUGUGAUUUCCCAGAGACAGAAGCACACCGGGGCUGUCAGAGCCCUCGACUUUAAUCCUUUCCAGGGCAAUCUCCUGGCCUCAGGGGCCAGUGAUUCUGAAAUCUUCAUUUGGGAUUUGAAUAACCUGAGUGUGCCAUUGACCCCAGGAUCCAAGUCACAGCAGCCCCUAGAAGACAUCCGGGCACUCUCUUGGAACCGGCAAGUUCAACACAUUCUGUCUUCUGCUCACCCCAGCGGCAAGGCAGUUGUGUGGGACCUCAGGAAGAAUGAACCUAUCCUCAAAGUCAGUGAUCACAGCAAAAGGAUGCACUGCUCAGGACUGGCCUGGCACCCAGACAUAGCCACCCAGUUGGUGCUGUGCUCGGAAGAUGAUCAUCUCCCAGUGAUUCAGCUGUGGGACUUGCGUUUUGCCUCCUCACCCCUGAAGGUGCUGGAGAGCCACAGCAGGGGGAUCUUGUCAGUGUCAUGGAGCCAGGCUGAUGCUGAGCUGCUGCUCAGUAGUGCCAAAGAUAAUCAGAUCUUAUGCUGGAACCUGGGGAGCAGUGAGGUGGUAUAUAAGCUACCCACACAGAAUAGCUGGUGCUUUGAUGUCCAGUGGUGCCCUCGAGACCCUCCAGUGUUCUCUGCUGCCUCCUUUGACGGCUGGAUCAGUUUGUACUCUGUGAUGGGUAGGAGCUGGGACGUCCAGCAGAUGAGACAAGCUGACAAGAUCUCUUCUUCCUUCAGCAAAGGCCAGCCUCUCCCACCAUUGCAGGUGCCAGAGCAAGUAGCUCAAGCAUCAUUGAUACCUCCCUUGAAAAGACCCCCCAAAUGGAUGAGAAGGCCAACAGGAGUUUCAUUUGCUUUUGGGGGGAAGCUGGUUACCUUUGGCCUCCUCAACACACUGGCCCAUCAGGUGCCACAGCCUUGCCUCCACCUCGUCUUCAUCAGUCAAGUCACCACAGAAUCUGAAUUCCUGAUGCGGUCAGCUGAGCUGCAGGAGGCCCUGGGAUCAGGAAAUCUCCUGAAUUAUUGUCAGAACAAGGUCCAACGAGCAUCACUGCAAAGCGAAAAGAUGCUCUGGCAGUUCCUGAAAGUAAGAAGCCUGAAGCCUGGCUACUCAGAAGUGUUUCGCCAAAGCUGGGUGACCUUAGAGCAAGACUCUAGAAUUAAAUUCCUGAAGCUAUUGGGAUACAGUAAAGAUGAGCUUCAAAAGAAGGUGGCCACAUGGUUGAAGAGUGACAUGGGGCUGGCUGAGAGUCCUCAGCCCAAGGGAGAUGACCACAGCAGUAACAGACAACAGGCCUUCCACAGCCAGGCCUCCAGACACACCACGGAAGAAGCCUCUGCCUCCUCAACCUUCUUUGAUGAGCUGAUCCCUCAGAUCUUGACUCCAUGGGCGAUCCCCAUCACAGAAGACACUGAUGGACUUCUGAGCCAGGCUCUCCUGCUUGGAGAACUGGGCCUUGCUGUGGAGCUGUGUCUGAAGGAAGAGCGCUUUGCUGAUGCCAUCAUCCUGGCCCAGGCUGGGGGUGCAGAUCUGUUGAAGCAAACUCAGGAGUACUACUUGGCCAAGAAGAAAACCAGAAUCUCCUCGCUUCUAGCCUGUGUUGUGCAGAAGAAUUGGAAGGAUAUGGUGUGUGCCUGUAGCCUGCAGAACUGGAGAGAGGCACUGGCCUUGCUACUGACAUACUCAGGGCCAGAGAAAUUCCCUGAGCUUUGUGACAUGCUGGGUACUCGCAUGGAGCAGGAAGGCAACAGAGCACUAACUUCUGAAGCCACACUCUGUUAUGUGUGCUCAGGGAGUGUGGAGCGGCUGGUGGAGUGCUGGGCCAAAUGCCACCCGGCUUCAUCCCCCAUGGCUCUACAGGACUUGAUGGAGAAGGUGAUGGUCCUUAACAGGAGCUUGGAGCUACUACGGGGUCCUAAUGGGGUGAACCCGGGCCCUGCCACAACCUACAGAGUCACUCAGUAUGCCACCUUCCUGGCAGCUCAGGGCAGCCUGGCUACUGCUAUGAGCUACCUACCUAGUGACUGUGCUCAGCUACCAGUUCAGCAGCUGAGAGAUCGACUUUUUCAUGCCCAGGGUUCUGGUGUCCCAGGCCAACAAUCUCCUCCUUUCCCCUUCCCCCGGGUUGUUGUGGGAGCUACCCUUCACUCCAAAGAGACACCGUCUUACAGAUCAGAAUUCCAACCUUCUCACCAGGUUCUAGCUCCAUCUCAAAGGCCAAGGAUUUUCACACCUCAGUCAUCACUAGUGAUGCCCUUGACACCUUCCCAUCCUAGCUCUUAUCAGGGCUCCAGAAUGCAGAAUAUAAGUGACUACAGGGUACCUGGGCCCCAGGCAGCCCAGCCUUUGCCCCUGGGCCCUAGGGUAAGGCCUGCUUUAUCUCAGCCACAGCUGUUAAGAGGUCAAAGGGCACAAGAUCUUAACCCCAUGGGAUUCCCUGGAACAUGGCCUCUUCCGGGUCCACCUCCUCCUGUAGCACCCCCAGACAUCAUGCAGCCUGGCUCUGCCUCUCUGCCUGAGACUCCUCGACUGAUCCCUCUGCUUCCUGUGAGACCACCAGGUCUCAGCCCUGUGAGCUCCCAACCCCCAGUCCCUCCUGUCAGCUUUCCUGUGGCACACCCUCCAGGAGGGCCAGGAGCUCCAUGCUCUAGCACCCUCCCAACCACUGGCAUCUUGACUCCUUAUCCAGGACCUCAAGAUUCCUUGAAAAAUUCUCCAGCUCCCAGGGGAAAUCUCCAGAGGAAAAAGUUACCAGAGACAUUUAUGCCCCCAGCACCAAUUACAGCUCCAGUUAUGUGCCUCGUCCCUCAGCCACAAGGAGUCCUUUCUUCCCAGCCCCCUGUUGCUGGUAUGGGCCAUGCUCCCCCUGGAACGCCAGGAGAACUCAGCCUGCAGCAACUUCAGCAACGGCUACCCAAGAAGAUAGAAAGGAAGGAGCUGCCCCUAGAGCAUCAGCCCUUGAAGACCAGUUUUGAGGCGCUUCUACAACGCUGUUCCCUGUCUGCCACUGACUUAUCCUAUGUAGUGUUAAUCUUAGUGGCUGGAGUCAGAAUCCAUUUCCCUCCCUGCAGAAGACAAAACGGAAGCUGGAUGAGGCAGCCCGACGUCUGGAAUGUCUAUAUGAGAAGCUCUGCGAGGGGACACUCUCGCCUCAUGUCCUGGCUGGGCUCCACGAGGUUGCCCGAUGUGUGGACGCAGGAAGCUUUGAGCAGGGCCUCACAGUGCAUGCCCAGGUGGUGGGCUGCAGCAGCUUCAGUGAGGUCUCCAGCUUCAUGCCUGUGCUGAAGGCUGUCCUCACCAUUGCUCAUAAGCUGCAUGUGUAAACCAGGCAGCCUCUCUUGCCAGGAGGUCACUUCUACUGUUACUUCACUUCUCCCUGUGGAAAAGGAGAAUUUUGGAACAGAUUCUGUUUGUUUUUCCCAACCUUCUUCCCUUGCUGCCUGGUAUUUGAUGCUGUAGGCUUGGCUCCAAACCAGCAGAGGGCCUGCUCUCUGCCCCUGUAUGCCUGGCCUGCCAGGAGCUGCCCAUGGCUCUCUCAGCCUUUGAGCAGAGUGUAGAGCUAGUUCUUCACUGUCCCUAAUACUGCGCUCCUGGAUCUGGAGCAGGGUGUCUUCUCCUCCAGGGAUAUUCUGUUUAAGUGGCUUCUGAGAGGGUGGCAGGAUCAUUACUUCCAAGUCUACCUCUGCUGUACCCAUCUUGUGGGUCUUUUGUUUUUCCCUUUCUGUGGGUUAUGAGCCUUACCUUCUCCUUGCCUCUGACUUCAUGUUUCCAGGUCCAUAUUUCUCUGAGCCAUGGAGACUAGGAUAGAUUUGACUGUUGUUUACUCUUUGAACAAGUCGUGGACAUGAGGGAUGGGUGCUGAGCAAAACUAAGAGAAGGACUUUUGACCCUUUUUAAAGGGAACUUCUCAGCUGCCAGCAUUAUUAAGGGUGAGCCAAGUUAGGUGGAAGGUGGCAGGGGUGCACUACCAGUGGGGAACAGCUCCCGAUUUGACCCGUUUGCGCACUGGCCCAAGGCCUUAGACCAUGCAUUCUGUGAUUAUAAGCCCAAUUCUGGAAGAGGAACCAUAUUAAGGAAAGGCUCUCUCCUAGCGCUGUUCCUCAAGGGUUGGAGGCCCUUCUGCCCCUCAGCCCCAGCAUUUCUCAGGGCUGCCUUCUCUAGCUGCACCUUUAUGGUUGGACGCUGCGUUUGAAGCACAGAUGGACUUAAUUUGCAAUAAAGCUGCUUUGAUUUGGU